GGCUCCCAGCUGGGGAUGAUGCGCUGUUGCUGCUGCCGCUGUUGCCGGCAACCACCCGGUACACUGGGGCUGCUGCUGCUGCUGCUGCUGCCACUCGCCCUUGUAUCUCCCCUGGCAGCAGCUACAGAGGGCCCAGGUCACUGUGACAACAUAUACCAGGGCUUUGCUGAAUGUCUCAUCCGUUUGGGAGACAGUAUGGGCCAUGGAGGUGAGCUGGAGACUGUCUGCAGGUCUUGGAAUGAUUUCCACACCUGUGCCUCACGAGUCCUGUCAGGCUGCCCGGAGGAGGCAGCUGCUGUGUGGGAGUCACUACAGCAAGAAGCUCGCCGGGCCCCACACCCUGAUAACUUGCACACUCUGUGUGGUGCCUCAGUGCGUGUUCGGGAGCAUGGCGCAGGUCCUGAGACCAACCAGGAGACCCUGCGGGGAGCAGCACCUACAGCCACCCCAGUUCCUACACCCUCUUUGCUGGCAGCCGCUUUGGCACUUGCCUGUCUCCUGGGGCCUCUGGCCUAACAAUUUCUGCUCUGACUCUGGCAGCUGCCAUCGGGGCUCUGCAGAGUAUUCUCAGCUUUCAUUAAAGGUAUUUAUAUUUGUA
Molecule: messenger RNA, 598 nt
Organism: Erinaceus europaeus (western European hedgehog)
Lineage: Eukaryota; Metazoa; Chordata; Mammalia; Eulipotyphla; Erinaceidae
Gene: NRN1L
Product: neuritin 1 like
Exons: 3
Coding region: 16-516 (166 amino acids)
Biological process (GO): nervous system development; neuron projection extension
Cellular component (GO): plasma membrane
Source: RefSeq, a predicted model, not a curated record